GGUGUAUUCUGGAUCUCUGUAAUAGCAAGGUCUGUAUUUUCAGAGAUUACAGUUUCUAAUCUAAUAAAUGAAUAUUGCACCUUUGCACUUGUGGUGUGUGAUGUAUUCUUGUAUCCAAAAUCUAAAAGUGUUAUAUACGACGAGAAAAAUAUAAAAUGUUAUAUUGAAAACUAUCUUAAUGAUUUUAAUAAUGAUAGUCUUUCUUAUAAUUCAUUAGAAAAGAUUAUGGAUGAAGCAGAGAUUCAGCACUGCUCUGAAUCAUGGCCGAAUACUCUUAAAUUAGAAUCUAAUACUCUAUCUCAAGAUAGUAGUUCUAGAGCUUUUCUUUCACAAGAAGAUAUGGAUGAAUUGUUUGGUUUUAACUAUUAUGCUGAUUAA
This is a messenger RNA of Racocetra persica, 378 nucleotides long. NCBI's taxonomy places the organism in Eukaryota, Fungi, Glomeromycota, Glomeromycetes, Diversisporales, Gigasporaceae. The record is from the annotation of a GenBank genome assembly.